AUGUCGAGCCCUUCAUUGCAGCUGGGAAAGAUAGCUUCGCCGGAAGAUGUGGAAGAUGUAGUACCUGUGGUUUUCUCCUGGAACUAUCUUCCCCGCCUACCCUCAUUUCUUGUUGCACAGGAAUGGGAUUUCAAGGUGCCUAUCAUCGCCGCUGCUAGCCCUCACUCCUUUCCGAUCAACCCCAAAGCCGCCGGACUACCAUAUCACACGGGCCUCACAUGUCUCCGCCACAACAGACACUGGCGGGCAGCACUCAAGUAUGCAGCAGAGCUGUGUGAGCUGCUCGCCGCUGAUCAGAGUUACAACAGUGCUACCUUAUCUCGUGGUGGUAAUCUCGCCAGUAUCGCCCAGCGUGAACUUCGGGCUCCCGAGGGAGAGCGAUUUGUCACUUUCGCUAUAAACCUGUUCCCUCAAGCCGAUGAAGAACGCAUGAAGUUGAUUGCUGUCGGAAUCCUUUUUGUGGUCAUCUUCGAUGAUUCUUGGGAGGAAGCUCCAGGAGAGGAGCUCAAAGCUGUUCAGGAUGACUUUGUCUCUCGUAUGCGAGGACAAAAGCCUCCAGGGGCGAAUACGGCAGGCUCGCCACUCCAAGCCCGCAUCGAUGAGAUCGUGGCUACGUGCAAAGCAUGUGAUGAGAGAACUGGCACAGAUGGGGGCAAAGAUUUUAUCGAGACAAUGCUCGAGUGGGUCAUGCACUCGCAACCGGAAAGCGAGAAUUUCAAGACGCCUCGAGAGUAUCUAGAUUAUCGAUGGAUGGACGCUGCCAACUGGUGGUUGGUGGCUUCAUGCAAGUUCAGUACUGCAUCAGCAAUUUCGCUCAAGGAUCCAUUGAUGGAGAAAAUCAUUCGACUGGUGGGCGAUCACGUUUCCAUCGUCAACGAUCUGGGCUCAUUCGAGAAGGAGCUUGCUGCAUUCGAGUCUGGACGUACAGUCGUACAUAUCAAUCUCGUAAAGACUAUGAGGACCAGUUGCGGAUUGUCAAUCGACGAUGCGAAAGCUGCCGCGUUUACUUUGCAGCUUCUCAACGAACAAGAGAUCCUAGCAGAAUGCUAUCGUCUGGAGAAGGACCCUUCAGUAACGGUCGACCAUUGGCGUUUUGUUGACACUUUGCUUCUCUUAAUUGCUGGCAAUACGUUUUACACUAUGACCACAUCUCGAUAUGGUGGACAAGGAGCAAGAAUUCAGAAAUAA
This is a messenger RNA of Cadophora gregata, 1188 nucleotides long. RefSeq lists its product as uncharacterized. The record is from RefSeq and is a predicted model, not a curated record. NCBI's taxonomy places the organism in Eukaryota, Fungi, Ascomycota, Leotiomycetes, Helotiales, Ploettnerulaceae. The transcript has 3 exons. The coding region runs from base 1 to 1188 and encodes 395 amino acids.